AGUGCAGUGCAAAGGUAAAAGUUACUGUACCAGUGCAAGUAGUUCAGGUGAAAAGAACAGAUCUAUGAAGAUGGAAGAGAUGAAUAUUGCAGAAAUUAAAAGGAAUGAAUGUGGCAAUAUCCCAGAUAGGUUCUACGGGAAAUUGAGAUACAUACAUUAAUGCAAGUACAGUAAAUUCUUCAUCUGAAGAAUUAUUUGCAUCUAAAAUUAUAUGUUGCGCCAUGUUAUUUCCUGCACUAUGGCGUUCUUUUCCAUCCUAUCUGGCAUGUCUGAACCUAUGAACUUUUGCUGUACUCGCCAGUUCCAAUUCCGAAGCAGUGCAGUUCUAGUGCAGCACUAGUUCAAUUGAAAAGAACAAACCUAAUAAUACAGAUACUGUUAUCAAUAUUAACAAUAAGAAAAUCAAUAAACAAAUGGAUACAUCAAGUUCGGAAGACGAAAUAUCCACGAAUGCUCUUAAGGAAGCAGUUGAUCAACAAUUUUUAAGUGACAAUCUUUAUAACACAGAAAAACCCCAAUUAAUAUCUCUCUCUAAAGAACAGGGAAUCAAUAAAUCAAAGUCCUUGAGAACAAACUUGAAACAGGAGGACCAGUUUGCAAAUUUUAAUGUGACUACUACAUUCCAGAAUUUUGUCGCCAAGAAGCUAGAUGAAAUGUUAGAUAAAGUUAUUAUUUUAAAACAGCACAAGUCUACUGAUUGCGUAGAACAACAAAAGAGGAACAAAAAAUCAGGAAUAAAGCUUUUAAGUUCAUCGAAAAAUUUUCUAUGUAUCACAGAAGUGCAUACAGCUAAUGAAAAAAAAUCUAAGAAGCACAAAAGAUGCCAUGAACUUGUAGAAGACGAUGAUGCAAUAUCGAAAUUCCGGGAGGCUGCUGUCGAUCCAGAAUAUAUAUUAAGUAAAUUAGAUACAAAAGCUUGGACCAGUAAGCGACCGGAACCAGAAUUUAAAUAUAAGAAAUUAAAAAAUGGCACUCUAAUUGAACAACCAUAGGAUAUAUUUUCUACACUUACAAUUAUUUUGCAUAUGUAAAUUAAUAUAAUAUAUUUAUGUGUAUAUA
Molecule: messenger RNA, 1059 nt
Organism: Odontomachus brunneus
Lineage: Eukaryota; Metazoa; Arthropoda; Insecta; Hymenoptera; Formicidae
Exons: 4
Coding region: 414-992 (192 amino acids)
Biological process (GO): Wnt signaling pathway
Source: RefSeq, a predicted model, not a curated record